AUGGGUGCUCCAAUACCUGAAAACGAUGAAAUGGGUCCCAUGCCUUCGGAUUUUAGCGCCGACGAACCGCCAGAAGGUACUGUGUCAGUGACUAUCGAUGGGAGUUUCGCUUGGGAGGUGAUCCCACGAGGUGGUUCCGGCAUACAUAGUUGUCUUCAGUUUAUCGGAAGCGAGGAUCGCAGGUCAAACCACCAUGUGAUCGAUAAAGAAAAUGAAAACUGGACAAAUCGAAGGAUCACAAUGAGACGGCGCUCCAAUUACCCAAUGAAGAAAUCCAUACGAUUUUGUGGAGAAGAAAGAAGACCGAGAAGAAGUGGAAAAUGA
This is a messenger RNA of Necator americanus (New World hookworm), 324 nucleotides long. RefSeq lists its product as uncharacterized. Bases 1 to 324 code for a protein of 107 amino acids. Lineage: Eukaryota; Metazoa; Nematoda; Chromadorea; Rhabditida; Ancylostomatidae. The record is from RefSeq and is a predicted model, not a curated record. The transcript is spliced from 5 exons.